AUGGACAGCUACAUGUUCCAAACAGUUGGAUUGUCUAUUCUGCCGCUUAUAGCGCAGUCUCUCGGCGUAGAGCUCUUUGAGGGUGUUAUUAAGGGCACUCCGAUCAACCAGUCCAGCAGCUACGAAGAGACUCUAAAUGACGAAACUGAAGAUCUCUACAAGCUCCUCAAAUCAGUCAAGGAAAAGUACGCAGAUUUGCAGGGUGUGAGCGUUGGCGCUAUUCUGUCUAAUUACCAGCGUGUGCGCGUCGAGCACGUCUGCAGUAGACUUGGUUUGACUGUCCUGGCUUAUCUUUGGAGGAGACCGCAAGAUAAGCUGCUGGAUGAAAUGGUAGCAGCUCAGCAGACCUCGAUUAUAAUUAAGGUUGCCGGCGCUGGUCUCGAUCCAGACCGUCAUCUGGGUAAAUCAUUGGCACAGCUCAGACCAACACUCGACAAGCUGCAUAAUCUAUACGGUGCCCAUGUCUGCGGCGAGGGUGGCGAGUUUGAGACUGUCACGCUAGACAGCCCCUUGUACAAGCAGAGGAUCGUCCUAGACGAGACCGAGAUUGUCUAUCACGAUCCUUCUCCUACGGCACCUGUAGCAUAUUUGCGUAUCAAGAAAGCUCAUCUUGAGCCAAAAGAAGGCAAUGACCUUCAAAUACUUGUCCAGCCUGAGUUGUAUGAUGAUAUAUCACAAGAAAUACAACUUAGCAAUCUCAACGCUUCUACAAGCAGUCCUGUUGUAGAUUCUCGGCGGCAAAGAGAUCAAGAAGUCCAACCAAGGGCUACAAUGAAGGAGACAUCUAAGUGGUAUAGCUUAUCCAACCUCUAUCCAACCAAUAGCACAGCUGGAACUGCAGAGCAAACGAGAGAUAUCUUGCAACAAGCAAGCGUACAUCUGCAAUCUAAAAACCUACAACUUGAUAAGCACGUCAUCUUCAUAUCCGUUUACAUAGCCGACAUGAAUGAUUUUGAAAGUCUAAACAAAACCUACGCUGCAUACUUUACACGUAGUGGACCACCAGCGCGAGCUUGUGUGGCUACCGCACUAGGCGAUGGCUACAAAGUCAGCAUGUCGAUACUGGCUAGCACUGACCAGUCAAGAAGUGCACUCCAUGUACGUGGGCUAUCAUACUGGGCACCUGCAAACAUAGGACCAUACAGCCAGUGCUUAUCGAUCAACAACCGACAUUUCAUUUCUGGUCAAAUAGCACUCAAGCCGUCAACGUUGUCUUUGGUAGAGGGGGGCGUUGUCCAACAGGCAAUACUUUCCUUGCAGCAUGCAAGAAAAGUGGCAGAGGGACAAGCGCCAUCUUAUAUACCUCAUGGCGAACUGCUUAUGCGUCCCGAGAGCGUCAUCUGCUAUGUCUCUUCAAAGGAUUAUAUCAACAUCUGCCGCCGCGUUUUACGCCAAGCUGUCGUUGCAACAUCGGAGCGUUCAGAAGAUUUUUUGAGUAUAGAAACACACGAGCCUGCUCAAAUUUAUGUUGCGGUCUCUCAAUUACCAAAAGAUGCGGCUGUCGAAUGGCAAUUUGUGUACAAUGAUCGUCAACUGCAAACCGAUUACGAUAGCGAUGAUGAGAGUGCAAGAAAAGAGGAAACCUUAGAUGUCUUUUACAAAGACGAGGGUAUCGUUCGUAAGCACCUUGCACAAUCCCACGAUGGACUGCAAUCGUUUGAGUUCUUUGAUGAGGGGUACUCGAAAGGGACACUCGAAAGAGCUCUUGCUUGCACGUUAUAUUAUUCAUCAGCCAUAACUUUCGACAAAGUCCAAACAGCCGUUUCCACUAAUGUGACAUAUGUACCGGUCGAUGCGAUAGUCGACAAAGAUGGCCAAGAAUCACAAAUGGCCUUGAGUGUGUUCACACCAUCGCAAUUAUUAUAG
Molecule: messenger RNA, 1866 nt
Organism: Wallemia ichthyophaga EXF-994
Lineage: Eukaryota; Fungi; Basidiomycota; Wallemiomycetes; Wallemiales; Wallemiaceae
Product: Meiotically up-regulated 71 protein
Exons: 3
Coding region: 1-1866 (621 amino acids)
Biological process (GO): protein histidyl modification to diphthamide
Molecular function (GO): diphthine-ammonia ligase activity
Source: RefSeq, a predicted model, not a curated record